AUGGCUCCACCCACAGCAACCGUUGAGCCACCCAGCCUUGUCGACACCACCAUGGAUACCACCAAUGAGGCCAACAACAUCAACGACAUGGAUGCAAAGGACUUGAGUCGCUUCAUUGAUCCCGAGUUCCUCAAUGCCAAGCCUGACGAUCGCACGAGGACCGUGGACCAAGCCCUGACGCAGGAAAAAGAGGAACUUGAAGAUCCCCCUGAUCUGUUGGACGAUUUCGGAGUGGAAGAGAACACUCGACCAUUGGCAUUGCAAUCACGCGAAUACCAAUACGAGCUUUACCUCAAAGCAGUCGAAGAGAAUGUUAUCGCUGUGCUUGAUACUGGCAGUGGCAAGACCCUUAUUGCAGUGAUGUUGAUCAAGACCAUUGCAGCCCAAGAGCGAGAGGAACGCAUGAAACGUCGUCAUACCAAGUUGACGUUCUUUUUGGUGGAUCGUGUACCAUUGGUCUUUCAACAAUCCGAAGUGGUUGCUACCAACUGUGAUGUCAAAGUGAAAGCCAUGUGUGGUCAAAUGGAUGUUGACAACUGGACCGAGAAGCAGUGGCGUCAGAUCUUUGAAGAAAAUGACGUAUGUGUCAUGACAGCUCAAAUCUUCUUGGAUACUUUACGACAUGGCUAUGUUCAUAUGGAUAAGGUCAAUUUGAUCAUCUUUGAUGAAUGUCAUCACGCAACCAAGAGACAUCCUUACAACUUGAUCAUGCAAGAGUUCUAUCAUCACAUCCCAGCCAAUGAAGAUCGCCCAAAGAUUUUCGGCAUGACCGCUUCGCCGAUGCAUGCUAAAUCAGGUGUACAAUACAGUGCCAUCCAGCUUGAACGUAACCUAGACAGCCGUAUCUACACAGCAACCAAUGUUCAACAGCUCCUUGAAUCAGUCAAUCGUCCAAAGGAAGUCUCUUUGUAUUAUGCAGCGUCACGUGGAUACGAGCGAACACCCUUGACAACCCGUAUUUCCGAGAAGAUUGGAGUCAUUGAUCGUUAUCGACGUUGCUUUGAUGUGGCAGCCCAUGUUCUUGAUCAUCUCGGUCCCUGGUGCUGUGAUCGUUUAUGGCGUUAUAUGCUUGAAGCCGUUGAUGGACGUGUUCUCAUCGAUUUGGAGGAUGUCCCCAAGGAGCAAAUGGAGGAAGAGAAUCGUGCAUUAUCCGAAGCUUACAAGAUGACAGAGAAUGCCGCUCCAGACAACCCCGAUUUUUUCAAUUCUGAUCUCUUCACCGGCAAGGUGCAAAAGCUGCUUCAUGUUCUUCGUACCUGCGCACUGGGGAUGGAUGAUUUCUGUGGCAUUAUCUUUGUUGAACGACGACACACGGCAGUUGCUCUCUAUCUUUUGAUUCAAGCAUGUCACUUUUUUGCCGAACAUAAAAUGCAUUGUGACCUCCUCAUUGGCCAUGGCACCAAAGAAGAUGGCGAUGUUCAAAUGAAGUUCAAGGAUCAGAACAACACUAUCAAGCGGUUUAGAAGUGGAGAGCUCAAUCUGCUCAUUGCUACCAACGUUGCAGAAGAAGGAUUGGAUAUUCAGCCAUGUAAUAUUGUCAUACGCUUUGAUUUCUUCAACACGCUUAUUGGAUACAUUCAAUCUCGUGGUCGUGCUCGCCAACCCAAUUCCAAAUAUGUCAUCCUUAUGGAAGAAAACAAUGAGUCACAAAAGAGCAAGUUGGAAGAGUUUCGUGAUCUUGAGUCCGAGAUGAAAGACUUUUGCAGAGAGUUACCAGACGAGCGUAACAUGGCAUCCAAAUACUCUGAUUCCAUGUAUCCAGACGACGACUAUUUCGAAUCGGAUGAUGAUGAUGAUGAGUUUUCACUUGAGCAUAUGCAUAUUGUUCUGGAGACCAAGGCCACCGUCACUUUGCAUUCUUCUGUACCAUUAAUUCAUCGCUAUUGUGGUUCGCUUCCAUCAGACAGCUUCACCAUCUUGCAGCCCGUAUUCGAGAUUUAUCCAACAGCCGAUGGGUUUUCAUGUACUUUGAGACUUCCCAGUAAUGCAGCUGUCAAAGAGGUACAUUCAGAAAUCGCGCGAACAAAGGCGAGAGCAAAGCGAUUGGCAGCAUUGAAGGCAUGUCGUCUAUUACACAGCCGUGGUGCCCUUGACGACCAUCUUAUGCCUAAAGCACAAAAGCGUGAAAUGCUCGGUGAAAUGGCACCCCAAUAUGAUGAGAAUGGAUUUAUUAUUGGCAGUCGACGACGUAGAGGUGUAUAUGAAAAACGCACACCACGCUUCUGGGAACGAGAGCAGGAAGAAGAAGAAGAUCAAGAGGAAGAAACUGCCGAUGAGAAAAAGGAGGCGUUGAUGCUAGAUACUAAGCCAAGUGUUAUUGAGAAGCGUUUGCGAGUCAACCAAGACAAUGCACCCACUGCAGACGACAAUAGCAGCAAUGAUCAACUCGUUCCUACGCAACCAGAUAGCAACGGUUGUCUUGUACCUGAAAAAGCACAUCCCAAUGGGGUCAAUGGGGCUAAGGCUGAAAGUCCCAAGGCUGAAGAUCCUAUGGUUGUUGAUUCAAAGCCAAAUGGCAGUGCUAGUCCAAAAGCUGAAGAUUCAAUGGUUGUCGAUUCAAAGCCAAAUGGUGAUGUUAUGCAAAAUGGUGAUGUGGAUACGACUGAAGUAUCGGAAGAACCACCAGCGGAUAUCGGACCAGGGCCCUUUGACGUAUGGAUUACAAGCAUCAACUUGGAACCACCUAAUACCAUGAUCAUCCCUGUACGACGAUUGGUGUUAGUCACAUGGAAGCCUCUUCCUACUAUUCCAGAAUUCCCAUUUUACAGCAAAGGCACGCCGUUCACUUGCUCUUUCAAGUCUGAUCCAGCCUCAUGUACGGUGGAUCGUGAAACGAUUGAUUUGCUUGGUGAUUUCACUUUGCGUCUCACUUCAUCCAUCACCAACAAGAAUUUCGAAUGUCCUUUGAUCGAUUUCCCUUAUUUCCUUGCACCACUCAAAUCCAUGCAUGAUGGCAAUGUUCAAUACACCCUCAGCUCAUCAUCAUUCCAAGAAUCGGUUGAUUGGGAAGCAAUGCGUCGAACGAUCCAUUUCAAAGGCGAGCCAGUGGAUGUGGACAAUCUUGAGCAAUCCAUCCAUGAUCGUAUCAUUAUCGAUUCCUUUGAUAGCUCUCGUCGCUAUCUUAUUCGUGACAUCCGCAAUGAUCUUCAUCCAUUCUCGCCUGUGCCAGCUGAUAUGAACAUACGUGAAACUGGUUUCGAGACAUUUGCAGCAUUCUAUCAAGAGACGUGGAACGCCAAAGUCACCAAACCAGAUCAGCCUUUGGUACAAGUGCAACGCAUCAACAAGGUGAUGAACUAUAUGAUGGCGGUCGAAACGGUGGCACCAAUAGAAAAGAAGCGCACUGCAACCUUUGUGGUACCUGAGUUUUGUGUCUUGUUCCCCAUCAAUGCAAGCAUUUAUCAAUCCGCCAUGUUCCUUCCAUCGUUGAUGUCUCGUUUGGAUUCUUAUCUUCUUGUUAAAGAAGCAACUCAGCGUUACGACUUGCCUGUCAAGGAUGAUCUCAUUUUGGAAGCAUACACUACACCUUCUGCUAGUAUGGCUAUGAACUAUGAACGUCUUGAGACCUUAGGAGAUUCAUUGCUAAAGUUCCUUGCAACCAUUCGCUUGUACAUCAACUUUCCUUUCUCCAACGAAGGCGAGCUUCAUUGUUUACGUAUUCGUGUCAUUUGUAACCGAGCGCUGUAUCGUGCUGCCAAGCGACUGAAGAUUUUCCGAUAUGUAACGAGCCAUGCAUUCAAUCGACGUUAUUGGCGACCACAUCAUUUUACAACACCCAAUGAUACGCCUGAUACACUCAAAGAAGUACGACGACACAUGUUAUCCGAUAAGACACUCGCUGAUAUCGUGGAAGCCACAUUGGGUGCAGCGUAUUUGAGCUCUGGUCUUGAAGGUGGAUUGAAGACAGCUAUCGCUAUGCAGAUUCCUUUUGAUGAGAUACAGCAAUGGUCUGAUUUUACACCUACCUUUUUGCAAAACCGUGACAAGGUGCCUGCACGUGCCGAAGCAAGAGCGCUACGAUCAUUGAGUAUUUCACGCGUGCAAGAGCUUACUGGAUACACAUUCAAUACGCCUCUUUUGGUUGUGGAAGCCUUGACCCAUGCCAGCUUACCCAAUUCAACAGCACCUUGCUACCAACGUCUCGAAUUCCUUGGUGACGCCAUUUUGGAUUUCUUGGUGAUUCGAUAUCUCUUCACCAGAUAUCCCGAAGCUGAUCCAGGCAUGAUCACUGAUCUCAAGGACUCUUGUGUCAAUAAUCACGUGCUCAGCAUCAUUUGUGUGGAGAACAUGCUUCAUACUCAAAUCAUUCACUACUCGGGCCGUCUUGUGAGAUCGAUUGAAGAAUUCUGCAAAGAAGUCGACGAUAUGAAGAAGGAUGGAAGGGCUGUUGGUGAAUAUUGGAGAGAUUUGAUGAUUCCCAAGGUGCUCUCUGAUGUUGUCGAAAGUAUGCUCGGUGCCAUCUUUGUUGAUGCUGGAUUUAAUCUUGCGCCUGUGGAAAAGCUGUUUGAGAAAUGGAUGCAUCCACUCUUUGACAAGCAUGUCACUCCCGAUACACUCCAAGUCCAUCCAUUGCGACGAUUGACUACAGACUUGCAACGUCUUGGUUGUGAAGGUUUUAUGCUUAGAAAUUUUACAACGGAGUCCAAUGCCCACGAUAGUCAAAAAUGUGUCAUUUUCUUGCAUGAUCAACCUCUCGCUUCUGGUUCAUCCGAUAAUGUCAAGGCAGCAAGAAGAAACGCUGCAACCAAAGCAGUGGCUCGAUUGCAGGACGAUCCAGAGAUUGUGAAUCGCAUUUGUGAUUGUGGCAUACUGAGACGUAAACGCAAAAAGGUGGUCUACGUUUCGGAUGAUGAAGAAAUCGAGGUGGAAAAGUAG
This is a messenger RNA of Lichtheimia ornata, 4875 nucleotides long. RefSeq lists its product as uncharacterized. The coding region runs from base 1 to 4875 and encodes 1624 amino acids. Gene Ontology annotation, molecular function: RNA binding; ATP binding; DNA binding. NCBI's taxonomy places the organism in Eukaryota, Fungi, Mucoromycota, Mucoromycetes, Mucorales, Lichtheimiaceae. The record is from RefSeq and is a predicted model, not a curated record. Gene Ontology annotation, biological process: RNA processing. The transcript has 8 exons.